Messenger RNA from Mirounga angustirostris (Northern elephant seal), 3383 nucleotides. RefSeq names its product butyrophilin subfamily 1 member A1 (gene BTN1A1). Gene Ontology annotation, biological process: regulation of cytokine production; T cell receptor signaling pathway. Lineage: Eukaryota; Metazoa; Chordata; Mammalia; Carnivora; Phocidae. The transcript has 8 exons. The coding region runs from base 627 to 2204 and encodes 525 amino acids. Gene Ontology annotation, cellular component: external side of plasma membrane. Gene Ontology annotation, molecular function: signaling receptor binding. The record is from RefSeq and is a predicted model, not a curated record.
UUUUGAGCGGUAUAUGUCCUAGGAAUGCGGAAGCGGGAUGUUUGCCAGAAAGAAGUCGGCCGAAGAAACCGGCCUAAACCAGCCUGUGCCGCGGGGGACCCCAGCGCGGACCCUUCACCCACUCUCUCCUCGCGACGAUCCUGACGCUCGCGGCCGGGGGCGGAGACUUGACAUGCUAAUGAGACACGCGGGGCAGGUAGGAGCCUGUGCCGCCCACUGCGCCUGCGCGCGGCUUCCCGGCUCGGCGCCCCUGCGAGCCGGGCGCCCCUUCUUUCCCGCCUCAGCCCCUCUGCAAAGCGCGGUCGCUCCGGGUGCGGCCGGGACUUCUGCUCCCGGUGGCAGCCCCCAAUAAACGCUGCGUGCAUCUUUCUUGGCCUCAUGUCAGUGUCUGUUUGCGCUGAGAGCCAACGAGCCCUGGGGUCGGAACGUAUUCCGGCCACCACGCAGGGACCCCAGGAGGGAGCCCCGGUGAGUCCCCGAGGAGCCGGAGCCGGCGGACGGCCGAUGGAGCCCCUCCGACCCUCGGGACUGAUGAGCGGCCUGGAGCUUUAGUUCGGCGUCUCGGCGGCGGCGGGAGUUCGGGCGACCGGACGCCCCCGGCGCCUGCUGCCCCGGGAAGGCUGGAGAUGGCGGUUUCCCCGAGCUCGGGCCUGCCCAGGGGUCUGCUCAUCCUCACGUUCUUCCAGCUGUGCCAGCCGGAUUCGGCCCACUUCGACGUGAUCGGGCCGGCGGAGCCCAUCGUGGCCGCGGUGGGUGACGACGUCGAGCUGCCCUGCCACCUGUCGCCGAACGUGAGCGCCGAGCGCAUGGAGCUGCGCUGGGUCCGCGGGAAGGUGGCGGCAGUGCUGGUGCGGCGGGACGGGCGCGAGCAGGCGGCCGAGCAGGCGGCCGAGUACCGCGGCAGAGCCACGCUCGUGGCCCGCGACAUCGCGGCGGGGCGCGUGGCCGUGAGGAUCCACCGGGUCAGGGCCUCGGACGACGGCGAGUACCGCUGCUUCUUCCGGCAGGACGGAAGCUACGAGGAGGCCGGCGUGCACCUGAAGGUGGCCGCUCUGGGCUCUGAUCCUCACAUCCAUAUGGAAGUUCGAGAAAAUGGAGAGGUCUGGCUGGAGUGUACCUCGGUAGGAUGGUACCCAGAGCCCCAGAUACAGUGGAGGACUUCUGAGGGAGAGAAGUUUCCAUCCACGUCAGAGUCUAGGAAUCCUGAUGAAGAAGGCCUGUUCACUGUGGCAGCUUCAGUGAUCAUCAGAGACCCCUUCAUGAAGAAUAUAUCCUGCUGUAUCCGGAACCUCCUUCUUGGCCAGCAGAAGGAAGUAGACAUCUCCAUACCAGCUUCCUUCUUCCCAAAGUUGACUCCCUGGAUGGUGGCGGUGGCUGUCAUCUUGAUGGUCCUAGGAGUUCUCACAAUUGGGUCCAUAGUUUGCACUUGGAAACUCUACAAGGAAAGAUCCAGACAGAGAAAGGAUGAAUUCAGCUCUAAGGAGAAACUCCUGGAAGAACUCAAGUGGAAAAAGGCGACAGUGCAUGCAGUUGAUGUGACUCUGGAUCCAGACACCGCCCACCCCCACCUCUUUUUGUAUGAGGAUUCCAAAUCUGUCCGACUGGAAGAUUCACGUCAGGAACUGCCUGAGAAACCAGAGAGAUUUGACUUCUGGCCUUGCGUGUUGGGUCGUGAGACCUUCACAGCAGGGCGACAUUUCUGGGAGGUGGAGGUAGGAGACAGGGCUGACUGGGUGGUCGGGGUGUGCAGGGAGAAUGUGGUGAAGAAAGGGUUUGACCCCAUGACUCCUGAGAAUGGGUUCUGGGCUGUGGAGUUGUAUGGGAAUGGGUACUGGGCCCUCACCCCACUGCGGACCCCUCUCCCCUUAGCAGGACCGCCCCGUCGGGUUGGGAUUUUCCUGGACUACGAAUCAGGAGAGGUCUCCUUCUACAAUAUGACUGAUGGGUCCCAUAUCUAUACUUUCUCCAACACCUCCUUCUCUGGCCCCCUCCGGCCUUUCUUCUGCCUGUGGUCCUGUGGUAAAAAGCCCCUGGCCAUCUGCCCAGUCACCGACGGGCCUGAGAGAGUCACAGUUGUUGCUGAUGCCAAGGACUUCACUAAGGAGAUCCCACUGUCCCCCAUGGGGGAGGACUCUGCCUCUGGGGAUACGGAUACCCUUCAUUCUAAGCUAAUCCCUACCCAGCCCAGCCAAAGGGCACCUUAAGGAAUGUCCCAGCCCAGCUGCUUUCCUUUGUCCUAAGCCCUCCCCUCCAUCCCCUCUGACAUACCAGCGGCCAGGUCCACCCAGCCCCUGUUUCCCCCUGUUGGGAACGAAUCAGUUGGUCUUGGGGAGGUGGGGUGCGGGGCCUUCCUCAUCGGCUUCUGUGCUGAUCCUCAGGGGGCAGGAGUUCACGCUGAAGCUGCUUCCAGCAGUCUCCUAUCCCUGGAGGCCAAAUCCUAUAGGGAGGGGCAGCUCAGUGAUCAAGAUGGGGUUAGGUUGGCAUGGGGUUAUGACAGAAACAUCUGGGUGUCCAGGAUAGGGAUGUGUCGAGGAACAGGUUUUAGGCAAGCAGGAAACCCAAAAGAUUCUGGGAAGAGAAGAUUCAAGGCUGAAAUUCCAUAAAGGAACUGGGGGGGACAUCAUGAGGGGAACCCAGGCCAAUGAUGAACACCUAGCCGGUUUCUAGACUUUCUGGGCCUGUAUGUCCAGCUUUCUAAGACAUGUCCUACAGAGUAGAGAAAACUGGCCCUACUUCUGCGGGAUCUGAGCCAUGGGUAUGGGGACCUGGGGAAGGGAUGAAAUGAGUGGGGCUGGGGGGCGAACCAAAGAUCUGAUCCAGGAGAAAACUUCAGACCAAACCCAGUCUGGGUGCCUGGCCGUGCCCCAGAUCCUGCUCUCCUCUCUGCCUUGACCUGUUUCCCCCUCACCCGGGGGUCCUUCCAACCUCACUCCGUGGACGCCACACAAGUUUCCAGCUCUCUUCUUCCUUUCACUGUAGAAUCUCUCCAUCCCAGAGGCUUUCCAGGAAUCCUCCUCAGUGACAUCACGGCUUUAUCCACCAGGGUCGGCCUCAGGGCCCCUCAGCCCUCCUCCCAACCUCUGGGUUAUACCCCCAAAGGCAUCUUCAGUUCGCUCCCCCCGCCGCCCAUGCGCACCCCCCACCAGGGUUCACUCGCCCCACCCCACGGGCUGCUUGUCCCCAGGCCCCAGAUGCCGCGUCCCUGUGUGAGCACAGCUAGCUGACCAUGUCGCCUUGUGUCUGCACUUCCCUGUAUACGGUGGCUCGGCAUGUCCCCGAACUGCGGGUUUAUCUGGGCUCACACCUUCCAUUUCCAUUGCGUUUUUCCCGUUUCCAGAGUAGAUGUCGCCCAUGGUCUUAACCUAAUAAAUAAGUCUGUUGAU